UGCUACUAUUGAAAUGAAUGUGAAACUUAAACAAAGUACGAACAUUUUUUUAACAUGAUGAAUACCUCAAGAGUAGAUGAAAAAAUAGUUCAAACCGCUUUAAAUGAAACAGGUUUCGGCAAAUUUAACUAUAAAGUAUUAAUUAUUGUUACUUUAAUAUUGAUAAAUACUGGUAUCAGUUUUGAGAAUGUCAGUUUUGUAAUCCCUGCAGCCACAUGUGAUUAUAAAAUGUCAACAAUUGCGCAGAAUUGCCUAGCAAUUAGUUUCCUGUUAGGAAUGGCACUGGGUUCAUAUUUUUGGGCAUGUAUGGCUGAAACUAGAGGUCGGAAAAUAAGUUUAAUUUAUGGUUUACUUUUGGAUGGCUGCUCAAAUGUUCUAGCUUCUGUUAUAUCAAAUUACUAUGGAUUCGUAAUUUGUAAAUUUUUCAAUGGAGUCGGUCUAAGUGCACAAUUUACAGUAAUCUAUACUUAUCUUGGAGAAUUUCAACCGGAUGAUUAUAGAGACAGGAUGCUUAGUUGGAUGGAAUUACCGUUCAUUUUCGGGACUAUUUUAAAUGCAGGGAUCAGCUGGAUUAUUAUUCCAUUGAAAUUCAGUUACAUAAGUGAAACUACUUUUUUUUUUUUUAACCCGUGGAACUUGUAUAUUUUAGUAUGUGCACUAAUAGCUUUUUUCGCCACAUUUUGUUUGACUUUUCUACCAGAAACUCCUAAAUAUCUUGCCGAAACUGGACAAUAUACUCAGUUAAUGCAUGUCCUUUGUCAAAUGUAUCGUCAAAAUACAGGAAAAUCAGAUAUAAAAUAUAGACAAUGUUUAACAGCCCUAAAUAAUCCAGACGUAAAAGAUUUGUUGUCAAAAGUAAAAUCAUCAAAUAAAACGAACGAAAAUAAACCAGGUUUCGCCAAAAAAUUUAUAAAAUUUAUUGAACAAGUGAAAGAAAUUAUGAAGCCACCAUAUUUGAAUAGAACAUUAAUUACUUGUGUAUCGAUGUACGGUACUUCAUUCGCACUUUCUCUCAUAAUUGUAUGGAUUCCCGAAAUUUUUGAAAGAUUUGCGACGUUUGAAGAAAAAUAUCCUAACAUGACUGCAAGUGUCUGCCUUGUUUCAGAAAAACUUUGUUCAACAAAUGCUACGCUAAAAAAUGGUUUUAAUAGUUAUGCCUGCCCAUAUGAAUUAGACUAUACGGUCUAUGUUCGUACGAUAAUAUUAUGUCUUGCAGCCGUGCCCGCAGCAGUCUGGUUACCACUUUUUAUCGAUAAAAUCGGAUAUAAGUUUUACCUCAUUUCAACGAACACGGUUGUUGGAUUUCUUUACAUCGGACUAUUAUUCGUUAAAAAUUCAUCACAAAAUCUUAUUCUCUCGUGUGUUAUUAAUGGGAUAGGAUUUGGUGAUUAUAUUAUUAAUUGUAUGUUAGUUAGUUUAUAUCCAACUCAUCUCAGAGUUAUUGCGUCCUCGCUAAUGGCGUUUAUUAGGUAUGUAGGAAUUUUCGUGAGCAUUUUUCUAGUUGGUUAUCUAAUCGAUAGUCAAUGUAUGUUAUUGAUAAUAUUAAUAACUACUCAUAUUGGAGUGGCAACUAUUUUUGCAUUUUUCAUUCCUAUUGAGAGAAGAAGAUUGAACAGAUAAUUCAAUGGAUAAUUAAAAAUUGUAUAUAGGCGUGUUGUGAUUAAUAUUUAAUACAUUUUAAGUUAACCCUUAAUUAUUGGCAUGGGGUCGAAAAGAUUGUGAGCAAAUAUGUCAUUUUCUUCGUGUGAGUAAUUUAGAGUUAAAAAAAACAUUUAAGAAUUACAAUUAUUGUUCAUUCCAUUGCGCUACAUAAGUACAUAUAAAAUUAUAAGUUUACUGUCGUUUUUCACAUAAUACUUAAUUUAUUAAUCUCGAUAAAUAAAUUCAAAAUUAUAUUUACAGUGUAAAUAUAAAAUAUGUCUUUUAUUGUUUGUAUUAAUUUUGUGUCACGUUAUUCUAUAAUACAUUA
Messenger RNA from Microplitis mediator, 1969 nucleotides. Its product is annotated as synaptic vesicle glycoprotein 2B-like. Gene Ontology annotation, biological process: transmembrane transport. Bases 55 to 1620 code for a protein of 521 amino acids. The record is from RefSeq and is a predicted model, not a curated record. Gene Ontology annotation, molecular function: transmembrane transporter activity. The transcript has 10 exons. Lineage: Eukaryota; Metazoa; Arthropoda; Insecta; Hymenoptera; Braconidae. Gene Ontology annotation, cellular component: membrane.